GAGUUGUUUCCCCUUGAUUUGAGCGACACCAUCCAAAGAUGGAGGUGGGCUUGGCAGGGAAAAGAACUGGAGUGCCAAAGUUGAGAGAGCUGUUGCGGCGACAGCGGAGAGAUUCUGAGACAAUGACAGAGGUUCCUGACAUUGAAUUCUCCUACAGUGAUGCUGAUAAGUACAGUGCUGAAAUAUCAGAGUUAUACAGUUACACAGAGGAGCCAGAAUACCCACAGAAUCAGGAGAACUUUGAAGAGCUGUGCAACAAACAUGGCUUGGAAAAGUGGACAACAGCCCCUGAAAAUAUAAGGAGAAGGUUCACAGUUUAUCUACAAAAUGAGCUGGAGGUUGCUGACCGACACCGGCGUCUCAAAGCAAUACAAGCAACCCUGUACCUUGCUCAAGGUGUGUUUGGGGAGUGUGAGUCAGAGGAUCACCAGGAGGUCUGGGCCAGGAAGAAUGUUUACCUGUUAUAUGACCAAGGCUUGUUUGUUUCCUUUGUUGAGCUGCUGGCCAUGGAAAUAGACAACAGCUCCGCAGCAUCUUCUGCCAUGAGGAAGCCUGCAGUAUCUGUUGCAGAUAGCAAGGAACUCAGAUGUAUCCUGAAUGUGUUGUACACUGUGGUGGAGACGAUGAGAACACCGACAGAAGAUGAAGUGGAGGAGGAGAGGGAGAUCAGAGAGGCGUUUCUCACUGACAUCAACCAGCCUCUUAUUGGUGAUGACAGUCUUCCAAUUACUCUGUUUGCCAUGGUAACAAAGUUCUGCAGUGGAAGUGCGCCCCACUUUCCCAUGAAGAAGGUUCUGCUGCUCUUAUGGAAAGUUGUACUGGUCUCCUUAGGAGGAUUAAAGGAACUGCAGGAUAUCAAGAAUCAAGUACGACAGGAGAAUGGCCUGCCUCCAUUACCAGAAGACACAUAUGAAGUGUGCAAAAACAUGAGGGCUUCUUCGCCUCCUGCGUCUGCUGCUGACCUCAUUGAACAACAGGUGCCCCGGCGUGGACCUCGGGGUGGCAAACGGAGUUUGGUCAAACAGAGCAGUCUAGAUGACCCCUUUGAGAAUGGAGCUGAACGUGAUGAUGAUCUGAUGAGAGAGAUUGACCCAAUGAAGAAUGGGAGUGACGAGGAGUUACCUCCCACUCCACCCAGACCCUCCACACCCACUGUCACACAGAGGUCAUUGCCAUGGAAACCAAAAGUCAGGUUAAAGGACUUGGAGAUGUUUCUGGAGCACACCCGAGGCAAGUUUGUGGGGUUCCAGGUGAAGAACGACCACUCUUCCCUGGCGGGUCUACCACAACCCAUACACGAGGGUGUCAAGGUUCUCAAACAGCAUUUGUAUAUAUCUUUGUCUGAAAUCCAAAUCAAACGUGAAGAGGAGAUUGCCAAAAAUCCUUUGUCAAAGCCCGAGUCCGAGGUAACCUCAGGCGGUGCUGAGAUCUUAUAUCAAGCCAUGCUACCUAAUCUACCUCAGUACAUGAUAGCCCUUCUGAAGUUACUGCUUGCUGCAGCUCCUACAUCGAAGGCCAAGACCGAGUCAAUCAACAUCCUGGCUGAUGUGUUGCCGGAGGAGAUGCCGACUACAGUGUUGCAGUCCAUGAAGCUGGGUAUUGAUGUAAACCGACACAAGGAAAUCAUAGUCAAGGCCAUCUCAGGACUUCUUCUUCUGCUGCUCAAACACUUCAAACUCAACCAUGUGUACCAGUUUGAGUUCAUGAGUCAGCAUCUGGUGUUUGCCAACUGUAUUCCACUUGUGCUGAAGUUCUUUAACCAGAACAUCCUGUCUUAUGUCAGUGCCAAAAAUAGCAUACCUGCCUUGGACUUCCCCAACUGUGUGAUCGGAGACCAGCCGGAACUGACAGCAGAGAACAUAUUCACGUCCGAGGAGGCGCAGGAGAAUGGAGACAGUCAGCCAUACUGUUGGAGGAAUCUGUUUUCCUGUAUCAACUUGCUUCGCAUCCUAAACAAGCUCACAAAGUGGAAGCAUUCUCGUACAAUGAUGCUUGUUGUGUUCAAAUCUGCACCUAUUCUGAAGCGAGCUCUGAAGGUGAAGCAUGCAAUGAUGCAACUGUAUAUUCUCAAGCUCCUCAAGAUGCAGACCAAAUACCUGGGACGACAGUGGAGGAAAAGCAACAUGAAAACCAUGUCAGCUAUCUACCAGAAAGUCCGACAUCGACUUGGUGAUGAUUGGGCAUAUGGAAAUGAUAUGGAUGCCAGACCAUGGGACUUCCAGGCAGAAGAAUGUGCACUGCGAGCUUGUGUUGAUCGUUUUAACAACCGUCGAUAUGGCACCAACGGCACAGACCCUGACUUUAAGCCAGUGGAUACAUGCACGCUGAGUGUACUGGGAGAAUCAGUAGAACUAAGUGAUGAGUUCAUGCACAACUAUGAGCGAUGGCUGGACAUGGAGGUGUUCUCAAGUCAGAUAGACUGGGAUCAGUUACUGUGAGAGCAGGCUCUCACACUACUGUGCUGGUCACAGUGAAUGCUGCCAGACAUCACAUGACAUCACAUGUGUGGGACACAAGAAAUACUCGUGUGAAAUCAUGCAUCUGAAGUGGUCUCUCAUUUUCCAAACAGUUUUCUGUACAUAUGUGGAUGACCUGUGUUGUAAAUUACUGUAUAAAAAUGGAUGUUAGAUUUACUACAUGAGCACUUUAGGUGGUCAAUCUGUGCCAUUACCGUAAAUAGAAUCUGUGGAGGUACAAGGCUGAUCACAUUAAUGACUAUAUCCACCUUCAACCACAGUGCUCUUGUUUCAAUGAUGUCAAGACAUUGGAAUCAUAAUCUUUGUGAAGGCACCCACGUAGUUCAUUGUCUGAGCAUGAGUCCAAGUUGUGUAAAAGAAUGAUUUAACCAACA
Messenger RNA from Haliotis rubra (blacklip abalone), 2851 nucleotides. Its product is annotated as striatin-interacting protein 1 homolog. The record is from RefSeq and is a predicted model, not a curated record. Gene Ontology annotation, biological process: cytoskeleton organization. Lineage: Eukaryota; Metazoa; Mollusca; Gastropoda; Lepetellida; Haliotidae. Bases 39 to 2438 code for a protein of 799 amino acids. Gene Ontology annotation, cellular component: cytosol. The transcript is spliced from 20 exons.